Molecule: messenger RNA, 891 nt
Organism: Histoplasma capsulatum G186AR
Lineage: Eukaryota; Fungi; Ascomycota; Eurotiomycetes; Onygenales; Ajellomycetaceae
Exons: 3
Coding region: 1-891 (296 amino acids)
Cellular component (GO): cytosol
Molecular function (GO): oxidoreductase activity
Source: RefSeq, a predicted model, not a curated record
AUGCCGCGCUUCGCAACGAAGACCGUUCAUAGAAAGCCGUAUGCGGCCAUAUCCCCAACUGCUCCCGAACACUCCCAAGCUGGCCAAACCGUGGUAAUCACUGGUGGUGGCGGCGGUAUCGGAUUAGCCAUUGCCAGAGCCUUCGCCCAAGCUGGCGCACAGAAAAUCAUCCUCCUAGGCCGUCGCUCAGAGGUUCUCUUUGAUGCGGUCAAGCAACUGCAAAAGGAAGUCCCUGGAUAUUGUGGUGAACUUCAAGCCGUGCCAUGCGACAUCUCCGACAAGAUGAGGGUCGCUCGGUUUUGGGAUCGACUCAGGGAAGAAAAUACCGCAGUCGAUGUGCUCGUUCUGAACGCCGGAGUCAUCGAUCCCAUAGGCGAUAUCCUGAAGGCCAAGCACAGCGACGCGUGGGCUGCGUUUGACGGAAAUACACGUGCAAAUUUGGAUAUGACACAACGAUUCUUCAACAACAUCGAUGCUUUUCCAAAUGGAAAGAAGAAGAGCCUGGUUCAUGUAUCCUCCGCAACAGCCGCCGAUUACCAUCUCAACCCGAUCGCAGGGACAUACGCUUCGAGCAAAGCUGCAUUUUUGGCCCUGCUACAUCGCAUUGCCAUCCAAGAACCCGUUGAGAAGGCUCAAAUAAUCAGCUUUGAUCCUGGUUUCAUUUACAGCCCAGGCGUAAAGGCUGCUGGUUUUUCGGAGCAUAGUUAUGACUGGGAUGAUGAAAAUCUACCUGGCCAAUUUGCUGUUUGGGCCACGUCCUCCGCUGCUGUUAUGUUCCACGGACGCUUCGUUAAAUCCUGUUGGGAUGUCAAUGAAUUGCAAGGUGCUGAGGUCAAAGCGCACAUAGACAAUGACGACAUGUUCUUAAAAAUGGGAGUGAUAGACUAUUAG